Messenger RNA from Temnothorax curvispinosus, 7977 nucleotides. It is a transcript of the gene Chc, whose product is annotated as clathrin heavy chain. The coding region runs from base 546 to 5576 and encodes 1676 amino acids. The transcript is spliced from 9 exons. Gene Ontology annotation, cellular component: clathrin coat of coated pit; clathrin-coated endocytic vesicle; clathrin complex. The record is from RefSeq and is a predicted model, not a curated record. NCBI's taxonomy places the organism in Eukaryota, Metazoa, Arthropoda, Insecta, Hymenoptera, Formicidae. Gene Ontology annotation, molecular function: clathrin light chain binding; structural molecule activity. Gene Ontology annotation, biological process: receptor-mediated endocytosis; intracellular protein transport.
GGGCGCUCGUGCCGUGUCUCUCUCUCUUUCUCUCUCUCUGUUCGCUAACGUCAUCGCGAGCGACCGUCGGCGCUGAUCGGCCGACGGAGAUCGCCCGGCGACGACCCGUUAUCACUCGACGAUCGUGAUCGUCGACCUCUCGGCGCGCGCGGCGGAACGUUCCUUUGUGCGGCGGCGACGUUUCCCCCGCGGGGGACCCUCAUACGCGGGAACUAUUUCGAGAUAGAGGGGCGGCGUUGGCGGCCAUGAUGGGUGUCAGCGGCGAGUAGCGAGUGUAGCGACGUUACCUCCUCGCUCGCCGUCAGUCGGUUUCGCGCUUCGACGAAUUGAUGCCGAGUGAUCUCGGGGGGAACGGAGAGGCGCGCACACGACGACAGACGAGAGACCGGGAGCCGGGGAGCCGAGAGUAGAGAUCCGUAAGCAGGGAAGAGGACGACGUCGGUGUGGAUCCAGACGCGCUCGCACGGGGGCCAAGUCCGCACGCGGCGGUCAGCAGCGGCUGGGAACCUCUCCAAGGCGACUCGCCACCGAGCACCGAGGCGAAAAUGACGCAGCUACUACCCAUAAGGUUCCAGGAACACCUGCAGCUUACGGCUGUGGGGAUCAACGCCAGCAAUGUCAGCUUCAACACCCUCACCAUGGAGUCUGACAAAUUCAUUUGCGUUAGGGAGAAGGUUGGCGAUACCGCCCAGGUAGUAAUCAUUGACAUGAACGAUUCCGCCAAUCCUAUCAGAAGACCGAUAUCCGCCGAUUCCGCAAUUAUGAAUCCCGCUAGUAAAGUCAUCGCUCUCAAAGCUAUGAAGACGCUUCAGAUCUUCAAUAUUGAGAUGAAGUCGAAGAUGAAGGCUCACACAAUGACGGAAGACGUGGUCUUUUGGAAAUGGAUAUCGCUGAACACGCUAGCGUUAGUAACGGAGACUGCGGUGUAUCACUGGUCCAUGGAGGGUGAUUCGACGCCAAAUAAGAUGUUCGAACGUCACUCGUCGUUAAACGGCUGCCAGAUUAUCAAUUACAGAACAGAUCCGAAGCAGACGUGGCUGUUGUUGAUCGGUAUCUCGGCGCAACAUAACAGAGUGGUCGGCGCCAUGCAGCUUUACUCGGUAGAACGGAAAUGUUCGCAACCGAUCGAGGGACACGCCGCCUCCUUCGCGCAGUUCAAGAUGGAGGGAAACGCGGAGGCUAGCAAUCUGUUCUGUUUCGCCGUUAGAACGGUCCAGGGCGCGAAGCUUCACAUCAUCGAAGUGGGCCAGCCGCCCACCGGUAACCAUCCGUUCCCCAAAAAAGCGGUGGACGUGUUCUUUCCACCCGAGGCCGGAAACGAUUUUCCCGUCGCUAUGCAAGUUAGCUCCAAGUACGACGUCAUAUAUUUAAUCACGAAAUACGGUUAUAUACACAUGUACGAUAUCGAGUCCGCGACCUGUAUAUUUAUGAAUCGUAUCUCGGGAGAGACGAUCUUCGUCACCGCUCCGCACGAGGCAUCCGGCGGCAUAAUAGGAGUGAAUCGGAAGGGUCAGGUCUUGUCCGUCUCCGUGGACGAGGAGAACAUAAUCCCGUACAUCAACGGAGUGCUGCAGAAUUCGGAAUUGGCGCUGAGAAUGGCCGUGAGAAACAAUCUGUCGGGCGCGGAGGAUUUGUUCGUAAGAAAAUUCAAUAUGCUCUUCCAGAAUGGUCAGUACGCGGAGGCGGCGAAGGUCGCGGCUAACGCUCCCAAAGGAAUACUCAGAACGCCCGCGACUAUCCAACGAUUUCAACAGGUCCCUGCUACUCAGGGUCAAACGUCGCCUCUUUUACAAUAUUUCGGAAUUCUUCUGGAUCAGGGACAGCUGAACAAGUACGAAUCGUUGGAGCUGUGUCGACCGGUAUUGGUUCAGGGACGUAAGCAGCUGCUGGAAAAGUGGUUGAAGGAGGACAAACUGGAAUGCAGCGAGGAGUUGGGAGAUCUAGUGAAGCAAGCGGAUCCUACGUUGGCGCUUAGCGUUUAUUUGAGAGCUAACGUCCCCAACAAGGUCAUCCAAUGCUUCGCGGAGACCGGCCAAUUUCAGAAGAUCGUCUUGUAUGCCAAGAAAGUCUCAUACACGCCCGACUAUAUAUUCCUCCUGCGAAAUGUCAUGAGGAUUAAUCCCGAUCAGGGUGUGGCAUUCGCGCAGAUGCUGGUUCAGGACGACGAACCGUUGGCCGACAUCAAUCAGAUCGUCGAUAUAUUUAUGGAGCAGAACAUGGUGCAGCAAUGUACGGCGUUCCUGCUGGACGCGCUCAAGAACAAUCGGCCAAGCGAGGGUGCCUUACAGACCCGUCUCUUAGAGAUGAAUUUAAUGUCCGCCCCGCAAGUGGCUGACGCUAUAUUGGGCAAUCAAAUGUUUACCCAUUACGACAGAGCUCACGUCGCGCAAUUGUGCGAGAAGGCUGGCCUGUUGCAACGCGCUCUCGAGCACUACACAGAUCUAUAUGACAUCAAGAGAGCGGUGGUACAUACGCAUCUGCUCUCGCCCGAUUGGCUCGUAGGUUUCUUCGGCACUUUGUCCGUAGAAGACUCCCUCGAAUGUUUGAAAGCCAUGUUAACGGCCAACAUACGGCAGAACUUGCAAAUCUGCAUACAAAUCGCGACCAAGUAUCACGAGCAAUUAACCACUAAAGCACUGAUAGAUCUCUUUGAAAGUUUCAAGUCUUACGAGGGCCUGUUUUACUUUUUGGGGUCUAUCGUGAAUUUCAGUCAGGAUCAAGAGGUACAUUUCAAGUACAUCCAGGCGGCGUGUAAGACUGGCCAGAUCAAGGAGGUAGAGCGUAUAUGUCGGGAGAGCAACUGUUACAAUCCGGAGCGCGUAAAGAAUUUCCUGAAGGAAGCAAAGCUGUCCGAUCAAUUGCCUUUGAUAAUCGUGUGCGAUCGAUUCGACUUCGUUCACGAUCUCGUUCUCUAUCUUUAUCGCAAUAACUUACAAAAGUACAUCGAGAUAUACGUUCAAAAGGUAAAUCCGUCGCGUCUCCCGGUGGUCGUGGGUGGUCUACUGGACGUUGACUGCUCGGAAGAUAUCAUUAAGAAUCUGAUCCUGGUGGUGCGCGGACAAUUCUCCACCGACGAACUGGUCGAGGAAGUGGAAAAGAGAAAUCGGCUCAAGUUGUUGCUACCGUGGUUGGAAUCUCGCGUUCAUGAGGGCUGCGUGGAGCCGGCUACGCACAACGCGCUGGCCAAGAUUUACAUUGACAGCAAUAAUAAUCCCGAAAGAUUUCUCAAGGAAAAUCAAUUCUACGACAGUAGAGUUGUCGGCAAGUAUUGUGAGAAGCGCGAUCCCCAUUUAGCUUGCAUCGCGUACGAGCGUGGCCAGUGCGACCGCGAGCUGAUAAGCGUGUGCAACGAGAACAGCCUGUUCAAGAGCGAGGCCAGAUAUUUGGUGAGACGUAGAGAUCCCGAUCUUUGGGCGGAAGUACUGUUAGAGAGCAAUCCGUACAAGCGACCGUUGAUCGAUCAGGUUGUUCAGACGGCGUUAUCCGAGACGCAAGAUCCCGAAGAUAUAUCGGUUACCGUCAAGGCUUUCAUGACAGCCGACUUGCCUAACGAGCUGAUCGAGCUUCUCGAGAAGAUAGUACUGGACAGCAGCGUGUUCAGCGAUCAUCGUAACCUGCAGAAUCUCUUGAUACUAACGGCCAUCAAGGCCGAUCGUACGCGCGUCAUGGAAUAUAUUAAUCGCUUGGACAAUUACGACGCUCCGGACAUUGCCAACAUUGCUAUUAACAACGAACUUUACGAGGAGGCUUUCGCGAUCUUCAAAAAGUUCGACGUCAACACAUCGGCCAUCCAGGUUCUAAUUGAACAAGUCGGCAACUUGGACAGAGCUUAUGAAUUUGCAGAAAGAUGCAACGAGCCGCCGGUAUGGUCGCAGCUCGCCAGGGCUCAACUGCAGCAAGGUCUGGUUAAAGAGGCAAUCGACAGCUUUAUCAAAGCGGACGAUCCGUCCGCGUACGUGGACGUGGUGGAAACCGCGCAUCGGACUUCGCAUUGGGAAGACUUGGUACGCUAUCUCGCAAUGGCCCGCAAGAAAGCACGCGAAUCCUUCAUCGAGAGCGAAUUGAUAUACGCGUACGCGCGGACCAACAGGCUCGCGGAUCUCGAGGAAUUUAUAUCUGGCCCUAAUCACGCCGACAUACAGAAGAUUGGCGAUAGAUGUUUCGACGAUAAGAUGUAUGACGCUGCGAAGCUCCUUUACAACAAUGUAUCGAACUUUGCGCGUCUAGCUAUAACGCUGGUCCAUCUGAAAGAAUUUCAAGGUGCCGUCGAUAGCGCGCGCAAAGCCAACUCGACGCGCACCUGGAAGGAAGUUUGUUUCGCCUGUGUGGACAGCGGCGAAUUUCGCUUGGCUCAAAUGUGCGGUCUCCACAUAGUUGUACACGCGGACGAACUCGAGGAUUUGAUCAAUUACUACCAAGAUCGCGGGCAUUUCGAAGAGCUCAUCAACCUCUUGGAAGCUGCUUUAGGACUAGAACGGGCUCACAUGGGAAUGUUCACCGAACUAGCUAUCCUCUAUAGUAAAUACAAGCCUCAACGAAUGAGGGAACAUUUGGAACUCUUCUGGUCGCGCGUCAAUAUACCGAAGGUGCUACGCGCAGCGGAACAGGCCCAUUUGUGGGCCGAGCUGGUGUUCCUGUAUGACAAGUACGAGGAAUAUGACAACGCGGUCCUCGCGAUGAUGCAACAUCCUACCGAAGCUUGGCGAGAGGGCCACUUCAAAGACGUAAUCACUAAAGUCGCAAACGUCGAGCUCUACUACAAGGCUAUACAAUUUUACGUGGAAUUCAAACCCCUACUUCUGAACGAUAUAUUGCUCGUACUUGCUCCGCGCAUGGAUCACACUAGAUCGGUGGCGUAUUUCACGCGAACCGGCCAUCUGCAAUUGGUGAAACCGUACUUGAGAUCGGUUCAAGCUCUCAACAACAAAGCUAUUAACGAAGCCUUAAACGGCUUGCUGAUUGACGAAGAAGAUUACCAAGGUCUUCGAACAUCGAUCGACGCGUUCGAUAAUUUUGAUAAUAUCGCGUUAGCGCAGCAACUUGAGAAACAUGAAUUGAUUGAGUUCAGGAGAAUCGCCGCCUAUCUGUACAAGGGAAAUAACAGAUGGAAGCAGUCCGUAGAACUUUGCAAGAAGGAUCGAUUGUUCAGGGAUGCUAUGGAAUAUGCGGCGGAAUCCCGGAAUGCUGAAGUCGCCGAAGAAUUACUCGAGUGGUUCUUGGAGAGAGGCUCUAAGGACUGUUUCGCAGCAUGCCUAUUUCAUUGUUACGAUUUACUUCAUCCGGACGUCAUCUUGGAGCUCGCAUGGAGACAUCGCAUUUUACAUUUCGCAAUGCCGUAUCUUAUACAAGUCGCACGAGAAUAUAUCACUAAGGUCGAUAAAUUAGAAGAGGCCGAAAGCCGACGUAUCGAAGAAACUGAUCAUCAGGAACACAAGCCUAUGAUUAUGCCGGAACCUCAGCUAAUGCUGACUGCAGGGCCAGGAAUGAUGGCACCCGGCUACGCGCCUCAAACCGUAUACGGUGCACCGGCACAAGUGUACGCGUCCACCGCAGCCUACCAAGGUUACGGUAUGUGAGAUACAUUUAAGGAGACAGAUCAACAAAGUCUACUUUUCUAUAAAGUUUAGGUAGAAUGAGAUUGUUUUGUUAGCUUAAUAUCGUCAAAGCGAAUACGAAUAAAUAUCAUUAGAAACGAUGAAUUGCCACGAUUUAGAUCAUGAUAAUAGUGUAACGAAUAGCGAAAUGCAUUGCGAAAUGACAUUAAUACGCUAUCACACGCUACCUAAAUGUGAAUCUGUAAUUUAUAGGGGAAACGUCGAGCAAGCAAUUAUAUUUCACGGUUUAAAUAGCUGUUCAAUGCGGAUUUUGCGCGAAAAGCAUAUUAUUAAGAAAAUUAUAUUAUUUAAAAAAAGAGUGCGAAACAAAAAAAUUAUUAUUUUUUUUUAAAUACGGUUUACCGAGAUUUUUCUAUUAAAUUAUCGUUGCACAGUCAGUAAAAAGAUAUACGUGCGUUGUGGAAGCAAAGUAUAAUUUCCCUGUCUUUUACUGGCACAUAUAUAUAUAUAUACGUGUGCGUCUACGUGCCUUUCUUUUGGCUACUAACAGAAAGCAAGCUUUUUCGGGCAAUGUCAUGUAAUUCGGAAGCAAAAUCAACUGUUGAUUACAGUAUACAUCGUAUGUUUCUGUUGGUUUCUGUACAGAUCAUCCAGUGCUUGCUUUUCGAGCGAAAUUUUUUUCAAUUUUUUUCACCACAUGUGUAAAACAUAUUUUGGAAGAGUCCGUUCCUUCUUUUUUUCUUAACCUUCGAAAAAUGUUAGCACCGUACGAGAUAUACAUCCUCGAAACAUUCUAGCGUGUGAUAAACCACAGUGAAAAUUACAGAGCCCUCGCAAAAUUGAAAUAAGAGUAUCUUUUAGAUUGGGGUAGAUCGCGUAUCGUUAUAUCAGUAUUAUAACGACGAGAUCAAGAUGGGAAAAAACUGUAGGCAUCUCAGGAUAUGUUGGCGUUAUCUAUAACAACAUAUAUACAUCGUUCUAGAUCUAUCCUGUAUGUACAUUUGCUUGAACAUAAUGCGAAGAUACGUGUUCGCCGAGUUAGCUUGAUUUGCGUAAAUGAACGAAUCCAUUAAAAUAAAUUGUAGAUACUCGAAAUUGCGAGAUCUUAUUGUCUCAUUAACGUACCGUAGUACAUAAAGUAGUUUUGCCCGAGUUUUUUUGCCCGAACUGCAUCAUGUAUCAUGCUUUUAACCUUUCGUUACUAAUUGCGCAGGAAGAUGAUUACAGACAGCUUAGAGUUCGAGGAAUACAUUAAAGAUAAUUUGAUAACAAAGUCCAGCACGAUCGUCACUGUCACAUGCGUUCAUACCAUACAUAAUUUUGGUAAUAUUUUCUACUCGUUUCACCUAUAAUGUGUGUGCAUAAUGUCUUUAUUCGAAGUUAUUGAUCGUUAAUCAUUAUAUAGCUUGUUACGAACUACGCCUAAAUUAUGCAAGUAUUAAGAUAAAUUAGAUCGCAGCAUCUCUGGAAAAACGAUAGAGCCAUGUUUUGUUAAACACUUGUGUUUCUUUUCUCUUUUGGAAUAUUUAUGCAUGUAUAAAGUGCUACGUCAGAACUCAAUUUAUGUAUCAAGUACGACAAACAACCAAGGAAAAAAAAAACAGAUUAAUUUUGUAGUACAUCCUUUAACAUUCCUAAAUGUAAGCUGCCAUGCUGCGUAAUCUUGUGUCACUUACAAUUAGUGAUAUCUCGUUUUUCUUUUUAUUACAUCUCAAGAUGUAACGGGUUAUAGUUAUGUGUAGUCUCUUUAUUUUAAAGCGCGCGAAGAGCGAAAGUGUGUACCGACGAACAGGUCACGUUACUACUAUGCCCAAGUAAAAUAUUUGUAUUACGUAAUAAGUAAAGGAGCGAAGUUAGUUUGUUCGUCUCUCGUUUACUAUCGUCCUCUCUAUCGCGCGGUACUUUCGUCUUUUUUGGUACUCCACAGUUGAUCUUGCAGUGAUCUAGCUGUAUAUAUUACAUAUUAAAAUCGUUAUGUCGAGAGGAGAGAGAAAGAGAGAGGGGAGGAGGUCAGUAACAUGCCCUGGUACUGUUUCACUUUGAUCUAACUUUAGCCAAUGAAAUUGUAGAGAUUGAUUAACAAAUAUAGUUGUUGUACUAAUUGAAAAUGAUUAUCAUUGUAUCAGUGUCAUGUUUGACCACUGUGGUUUUAAUGGAACAUGGGUGGACACACUUCCAAAAUGAAUACAUUAUUGUUCAAUAGUUAUGCACACCUUUCCAUAUGAACACACGACACGAAGAGAUUUACACAUACAUACAUUAUAUAUAAAUAUAACGCUAUAUUAUAUAUACGACUAUAUAUAAAUACUGUACCAUGUAAGUAGUAAAUAUUACAUUACCAAUCCUGUAAUUGUAAUAUCCUACGAUAAUAAUCUGCAAAGGAAUGCUGAAAGAUAUAAAGAAAUAAAAUAACUCUAACAUC